AAGCAGUUGUCCCAUUCUUGUGCGUUUGAAUUUCACUCGUGUCAGCGGUCUAAAUCGCAAUAACAGCUCCUGUCAGUGUAAAUAUCAGACUGUUUCUGGCAGAAGUGAAGCGUUAUCACAAUGUGUGCUGGAGAGAGAUUUGAAUAGUAACAGUGCGUUGACGCAGCGCUCAAGCUCUAGUUCCCCCGUGUUAAAAUGAGUCGUGCGCCGCUGAAAAGAGUCUACAAGGAGCUCCCAGUGUGGAUAGUGGAGGACCACCAUGAUGUGGUGAGUCACAUCUACAGGGCGAUUGCAUCCAGACACCUCCCACUAAAGAACAUUAAGAUGGUUCAUUUGGACUCCCAUCCUGACCUUCUUAUCCCUGUCAACAUGUCAGCUGACACAGUCUUUGAUAAGGAGAAACUCUUGAGUGAGUUGAGUAUAGAGAACUGGAUAAUGCCUAUGGUCUAUGCUGGUCAUGUGUCCUGUGUGGCGUGGCUGCAUCCAUAUUGGGCCCAGCAAAUCAGGGAAGGAGAACACAAGAUGACUGUCGGCAGAGACUCCUCCACCACCACCAUCAGGGUGACCAGUACAGACAACUACUUCCUCAGUGAUGGUCUGUAUGUCUGUGAGGAGCAGCUGGAGAAUUCAAAAACCCUCCAACUGAACGUGGUCAAAGUCAAUCCUGUCAACCCAAGUCACGUCUCACUUACCGAAAGGAAAACAGUCAUGAACACAGAGAGAUGCUUUGCCAAGAGACCACGGACAGAGGCGAGUGCAGCUGGGGAAGGCAGCAGCACACAGCCUCUCUCAGCAACCACUGACGCACUGCAACCAGCAGAGGGCAGCAGCAUCAAGGAAAAACAGGGAAGAAAUGGAACCGAUGCCAGAGAUGAUGAUGAGGGUGAUGAAGGAUCAACCAGUUACGUUGUUAACAGUGUAUUGUCAUUUCUAAGUGAGACGGACCCGUACAUCCUGGACAUUGAUUUGGAUUUCUUCUCAUGUAAAAAUCCCUUCAAGGAGUUAUACACACAGGAGGAAUACACCAUCCUUAAGGAGCUCUACAACUUCCGAGGACCCAGUCUGAACGCAGAUCAGGAGGAGCUUGACGACUGUGUAGAUCGUCGUAUACGUCAGUUAGAGGACCUGGAAGCUGCAUUUGCUGACCUGUUAGAGGAUGAUGGAGAAGAGACGGUCACACGCUGGGCCAGCAAUCCAGGCAUGGCUUCAUUAGCCCAACUGGUUUCCAGUUUGAAGGCCAGAAAUCCAUGUCCUGACUAUGAAAUGGUUCACCAGGCUGGGCUGACCUGUGACUCAGUGGAGCUGCCUCAUCACAUCAGCACCGAUGAGGAGAUUGACAGACUGAUCUCAGCAGUGCAGCUCUUCUUGAAGCAUCUGCCUACCCCCACACUGGUGACUAUGUCCAGGUCAAGUCUAGACGAAUACUGUCCACUGGAGCAGGUGGAUUCACUCCAGAGCAGAGUAGUGGCCAUACUGGAGGGUCUGUAUGGAUCACUGGAUUUACACAAAGACUAUGAGAACAGCAGCACAGAGACUCAAAACUGUCAACCACAAGCCUCGUAACCGACAGUUGCAUGAGAUGGAUUUUUUUUGUGAAUUUUAUGAAGUACUCAUCUGUCACAGGUUGGAACAUGUCUUGAGCUAGUCAUGAUGACUAUAUGAGAAGUUUUAAUGUUUGAAGUGGGCUAGAUGUUGAGUCCUGCUUUCAUUUGCCAACAAACAAAUGCACUACUUCCCAGCUGUUGUAGGAAGUUGUUUUAAACUGAACUUUUAUGCAUUGUUUGUGAGCCAUAUUCAAAAUUUGACAUUUUCAGAGUAGGGAAGUUCUGGGUUGGCACCAGCACUAAUAAUACACGGAUAUUUAGCGUGGACAUGCCCUCAGUGUAGAAUUAUCUUGAGUUACUGAGUUGUGGAAAUUAAUGUGUUAAGAGUUGUAGAAUUAUCUUGAGUUACUGAGUUGUGGAAAUUAAUGUGUUAAGAGUUUUAGAUUUUGUCAUCAUAAGAAAAAUAGUGUUAUACUUUGAAGAUAAAUUAUUCUGACAACAGCCCGAAGUUCUUCAGUUUUUCACUGCUGCUUCAUUUUCAUUAUUUCAGGACUAAUUUAUGCAAAUGUAUAAAAGCUAAAUUUAGACACCCAGAAGAGAUUUUGAUGUGUUAGGACACACUGAAUUAACUUCUCUCAAAACAACACCUACGUUAUUUUUUUUUUUAUUUAUUUAUUUUUUCUUUGCAGAGAUCUUGAACCUUUGAAGCAAAUAACAUGAGUUCAAACUUGGCUUUCACAAGCCUGUAAAAAGUCCAUGUGACCCCGUUAAAGUUUUAUAUACCAUCCAUGCAGCUUCAACGUUAAUUCAAAGUAGAGUGAAGCUAGCAACAGGGUAUGCAUCGUGUUCCACACAUCUAUCUUCCUAGCAACUCACCUUUCUUUCCCUUGAAGAAUCCUGAGAUGUUUCCAGGCUGGUUGAGAUAAAUAGUUCCAGGUCCUGUCCAUGGUCUUGUCUAGUGAACCUCAAAUGGGAGAUACAAAGAACAACUUUCCUCUUAUCACGCAAAGGAGCAGUGGCUCUACUCUGAGCUGAGCCCCGACACCUCAUGGAGAAACCUCAUUUUAGCUGCUUGUGUCCACCAUGUCAUUCAUUCUUCUGCUAAAAACUCCCUGUACAUCUGCUGGAUUUUAUCAUCACGUGUGAACAACACCCCAAAAUACUUGAUAACAUUUGCUUGGAGCAACAGUUUAACUCCAGCUUGAAGAGUGCAGUCCACCACUUUCAGAGAGGGUACUACAGCCUCCGAUUCUGAGGUACAUGAUUAGAUCCCUGCCUUCCCAGCUUACCCAGCAGCUGGUGGGCCCACAGUAAGGUUAAGGUAACAGAUUAUCAUUUGCAGGCACCCCUUCGGCUCAGGUACCACAGAUCCUACUUAGUUCAGGCAUCAAGGUCUGUGAAUCUCUCUUAGCCUACCCCCUCCUCCUUUUGCCCCUAACAACAUAGCUCCCAGCACCACAGGAACUUACUCCACCAUGUUAAGCAGGUGAUUCCUGAACUUUUGUACAUUUAUUUGCCCCUACCUGCUUGUGAUACCGGGUUACUGUAGUGAAUUCUCUUAUGUAGAAAAAACAAUGUUUUUAUGUGUAUGAAAUGAAUAUUAGCUUAUUGUCUCUGUGUCAUUAUUGGUGUCGACACAAAAGAUCAGCACAUAAAUACUGGAAACACUCAUGAGACCAUUUAGAAAGUCUGAUUUAUGUUUGUCUACCAGAGUAACGGUUUCUCUCUAAUGCUCUUGUAUCCUUGCUGUAUCUUUUACACUGGAUUUGAAUCAAUGUAAAACUGUGCCAAACCACUGUUCUUAAAUAAAUCUCAUUUAAGUCUA
Molecule: messenger RNA, 3369 nt
Organism: Mugil cephalus (flathead mullet)
Lineage: Eukaryota; Metazoa; Chordata; Actinopteri; Mugiliformes; Mugilidae
Gene: c7h5orf22
Product: chromosome 7 C5orf22 homolog
Exons: 10
Coding region: 196-1563 (455 amino acids)
Source: RefSeq, a predicted model, not a curated record